CAUAUUCGCUUGUGCAACUUCUUUUCUGUCGCUUUCUUUUUGCGGGCUCAGCUGAUGGUGAAACAACAUGGCGAACGGACUUGCUACCUGCCGGCGAAUUCUUACAGACAAAUUUCCGGCAAUCGACGACGAACUUUUUAAAUAUGUGACAGAUAUUCUCGAAAGUGGAGUGGAUGAUUUUGAGAGUGGCGAGGAUAUUUAUGAUGCCGUUGGAAGUAUAUUGGCUGAGGUGGCUGGCGAUGAAGGAGAAGAUGAAAUAAUUGACUUGUGUAAUCAGCUGUUAAACACAUUGAAAGGUGAUGGUUGCAGUGGUACUGACACAGAUCAAAAUGCCCAUAAGUUACUCCAUGCUCCUGUUAAUCUGCAAGAAAUGGCAAAAAAAUUGGAAACACAGCGAGAUGAUGAUGCAUCAAGUAUUUGGAUUGUUAAAAGGGAAAACAACACAGUUGUGGAUCAGAAGAAACUGCAAAAGGCUGAAGCAAAGUUAAAAGCAAAACAGGAAAAACGUGCACAAGAAGAUGAACCUAUCAAUGAAAUUAGAGGAAGACAAAUAGACAAUGCAUCAGCUAGCCAGAGUUCAAACAAAAGGGAAAACAAAUUAGAAGCCAGUGGUAGUAAUAAAAGUUGUGAUAUCAGAAUAGAGAACUUUGAUCUUUCCUAUGCUGAAAGGGUGUUACUGAAAGAGGCAGAUUUGUCCCUAAUUUUUGGCAGGAGAUAUGGUUUGGUGGGUAGGAAUGGAAUUGGAAAAACAACACUGAUUACAAUGCUCUCUAGGCGUGAGUUGUUUGUUCCCUCUCACAUUUCUAUUUUGUGUGUACAACAAGAGGUAAAAGGUGAUGAAACACAAGUUCUACAGAGUGUUUUGGAGUGUGAUACAGAAAGAGAAAACCUGUUACAGGAAGAGAGGAAACUUCUUGCACUGUCAGGUCCUAAGUCUGACACAUCUGACAGCACUAGUAGCAGAUUAGCACAGGUUUAUGCAAGGAUGCAGGAAAUAGAGGCAGACAAGGCUCCUGCAAGAGCUUCAUCAAUACUGGCCGGACUGGGUUUUUCAACAAAAAUGCAGAAUCAGCAAACGAAAGAACUGUCAGGUGGUUGGAGAAUGAGGCUUGCUCUUGCGAGAACACUAUUUAGUAGGCCAGAUCUGUUACUCCUUGACGAACCUACGAAUAUGUUGGAUUUAAAGGCCGUUCUAUGGCUGGAAAAAUACCUUCUGAACUGGCCAUGCACUCUCCUCGUGGUAUCCCAUGACCGUACUUUCCUUGACGCUGUCGUUACCGACAUAAUUCACAUGCACUCCCAGAGACUGGAGUCGUAUAGAGGAAACUAUGAGAAUUUUGUCAAAACCAUGACUGAAAAACUAACCAAUCAGCAGCGAGAGUACGAAGCACAGCAAAUGCACAGACAACAUCUUCAGGCCUUUGUUGACAGAUGGAGAUAUAACGCUAAAAGAGCAUCUCUCGCACAGAGCAGACUGAAGGCUCUGGAGAAGCUACCUGAUCUGCAACCAGUUGUAGUCGACCCACCCGUGGUACUCAAAUUUCCCGAGUGUGAAAAACUCUCCCCUCCGCUACUGCAACUGGAUGAGGUGACUUUCUAUUACGAAAAAGGAAAAGUGGUUCUCAAUAAAGUGAGCCUUUCUGCAAAUCAAGAGUCGAGAAUAGCUUUGGUCGGUGAAAAUGGCCAAGGGAAAACGACGUUUUUGAAAUUACUACGAGGAGACCUGGAGCCAGUGUCUGGACUCAAAUUUGCUCACAGGAAUUUAAAGAUUGGUUAUUUCAGUCAACAUCACGUUGAUCAACUUGGUUCAGAACUUACUCCACUGGCUUUGCUUGCCUCUAAAUUUCCAGGUCAGCAUGAGGAAGAGUACCGCCGUCAGCUGGGUCGAUAUGGAGUCAUUGGUGACUUGGCUAUCAGACCUGUGAGGAGUUUAUCAGGUGGUCAGAAGAGCAGGGUAGUCAUGGCUCUUAUGAGUAUGAUAAGACCACACUUUCUCAUUCUGGACGAACCCACAAAUCACUUAGAUGUGGAGACUAUAGAGGCUCUUGGAGUUGCUCUGAACAAUUAUAAGGGCGGGGUAAUAAUGGUUACCCAUGACGAGAGACUUGUUAGAAAUGUAUGUAAAGAAGUCUGGUUAUGCUCCAAUGGCUCUAUCAUCAGACAAGAUGGUGGAUUCGAUCAGUACAGAAAACUUCUUGAAGAUCAAAUUCGAGAUUUAUGACCAAAUGAUUAGGAAUGAAAAUGAUCAACAAUUAAGAAAGACACUAUCCAUAUUCUGCUAAAUAACUACUAAGUAAUAUUAAUAACAGUGCUCUGGUGAUUAUUAAUCUGGCUUAGCUUCACCUUACCACACGCUCAACGCUUAAGCCCAAAUUCUAAAAUGUUAAAUAUACGAAAUCGCAGGCGCAUCACGCGAGUUUUAGGCAAAAAGAUUGGCCCUGGAAUAAGAACCUCGAAGUACAAGGGUGACAUAAGGCCAAUAAUUUCGACCAAACAGGAAAACCAACGAAACGAUAAGAGGUAAAGUAAAGCUAACACUGAGGUGUACCUUCCAAAGUAGUAGUGUUAUUGGAAAUAAUAACAAUUACGAUAAUAAUAAUAAUAACAAUAAAUGCACCAGCUAUAGAAAAGUCCAAUAUUUAGAACCGUCCGUGUGUCUUAAUUUGUUGUGUAAAACCCCUCCGUAAAUCGACUAUGCACGUCCCUGGUGUUUGUUUCUGUAACAUAUUUUGUACGAUACGAGUUCUGAAUCUUUAAUACCAUUGCUGCUCAAAUUGUGCUGCUGAUGAUUGGAGAAAUUUGUGCAUUAGGAUCCAGAGGGAUCAGCUGGGCAGUUUUUCUGUGUGGCAGUCGUGAGCAUACUUUUCCUUUUAACAGCUUACAUGUAGUAGGAAAUGUGUUUCGUAUGUGUUUGCUCUCGCCCCACCCCUCCCCAUCACUUUUCUAAUGGCUCAUGCCGAAGUAGUGAAAAUAAACAAUUAGACUGGUAUAUCAAGGUAGAGGAAAUUCAAAAUUUCAAAUCACGAGAUUUUAACGUUAAAAUGAUUUGUAACGCACAGGCAUACAAUAAAUCUUGAACGAUAAUAACGCUA
This is a messenger RNA of Pocillopora damicornis (cauliflower coral), 3092 nucleotides long. Its product is annotated as ATP-binding cassette sub-family F member 3. The record is from RefSeq and is a predicted model, not a curated record. Gene Ontology annotation, molecular function: ATP binding; ATP hydrolysis activity. Lineage: Eukaryota; Metazoa; Cnidaria; Anthozoa; Scleractinia; Pocilloporidae.